UUAUAUCGUCCAGACAGUUGACGGCCUGUUUCACUUCGAGCAACAUACGAGCACAAGAGCUUCGGAUACAAACACCCAGUCACUCUUCCCGCAACUUCCAGAGCAUUUUUUUCUUCCGUCCAAGAGCGUAAGAGCUGAAGCCAUCUUGCAAGCAUGGCAAUAGCGCGUCAUCACUUGACCAUCCAGGAGAAGAACCAGCUCCGCGCACACCAUCGCGAGCGGCCCGAGCUGACGCAGGAGCAGCUUCGCGAAUGGGUACACGACAAGUUUGGCAAGUGGAUCGGUCGCUCCACCAUCGGCAAAAUUGCCAGUAUGCCCGAAGAACUUUGUGCCAACCCCACUGCUAAGCGUAUCCAGAGCGGACGCUAUCCCGAGAUGGAAGCUGAAUUAUACGAAUACAUUAUGACCAAACAGAGCGAAGAGCACGGCGAUGAACCACUUCGUGACGACCAACCAAUCCUCAGUGAAGGUUUACUAUGGACUAAAGCGAACGAGAUCCUCACGCGCACCAAAGGACCCAACCAGUCCGUGUCACUGGGCUGGGUACAGAGAUUUAAGAAGCGCCAUGGACUCCAUCGAUCUCAGAGAACUGUAACAAUGCAUACAGGAAAUGAGAAUACUGCUGCUAUUACUCCGGAUCUAGUAGAGACGGUAUCUGAGGAGAAUUUGGCUCCAUUGGAGUCGAAUAAAGAGGUGGAAAGCUCCUCUAAACGCACCAGGGACGAGACGAAUGAAGUAGAAGACGAUCUGUCGUUGAUCCCAGCGCCGAAAAAGGUUGCGUCUCCAUUGAAGUUGGCAGGUAGGAAGCAAUUUGUGUCGGCGGACGAUAUUUUGCUGCUAUCUCAAGUUCUGGAGACCAAACCGUGGGCUUAUCCACAAUUAAUGGACGGAUGGCAAGAAGUUUGUGACCAAUUACGACAGCAUUCGGACUUUAAUUUGGACAAGACAGCAGGAGCUUGUCAAGCUCGCGUGGUGCUGCUACUGGAUCAUUUACGAGCAGGAAAUGUUGCUGCAUUGCGGAAGUCUGGCACUUCGCAAGAGUAUGAACGGAAACGCGAACUGUUGACUGAGGUUCAGGCCAAGAUAACCGCCUUUGAGGAGUUCCAGGAAGAUCUGCGCAAGCGGAGGGGAGAACCGACACCACCGUCUAAUGUUACACAACAUGAAGCUGCAGUGGCGAAAGUUGGGGAAGUCGCUGCUGCUAUCGCUGUGGCUGAGGCGACGGGAGAGGCUGAUCGGGAUGGCCAGCGUCGCUUGGAGUUACUGGAGAUUAAGAUGGAGCGCGAACUGGCUGAGCAGCGACGAUAUGCUGAUGAACAGGUGCGUCAGCUUGAGCGCUUGCAACGCGCACAGCUUGAAGCUCAACAAAACCAGCACGCACAGCUUUUGGCUACUAUUCAACAGCAGCAAGCUAUGAUGCUGGACCUCAUUAAAUCCGUUGCAGCGCAGUCCAAAAAGGACUAGCAAUGUGGUCGACGUUAUCUUGGAGAUUUUUAAGCGUAUCAAUCAUUAUUCUGACGAUUUCAGCUCGCAAGACACGUCUAUAAACCGCUCUGGUGUAAAUGGGUCUGGGAAUCGAAUGCGCUUUGCGUGCAGGUAGAGUCGAUCGGCAGGACGGCCGCCAUACUUGGCGUCCCCUACAAUUGGCAUACCCAGUUCUUGGGCACAAUGCACGCGUAGUUGAUGUUUGCGUCCGGUGUGUGGCCGGAGUUGCAGCCAUGUACCUGGCUGAGUAUGGUGGUUUUGUUUGAAUACUCGCUCCACAAGUGUCUGUGCCGGUUUGCCAUUUACAGGAAGUUUGAUCUCUCGUCCCUCAAAGUUCUCUAGACUCGAAUAUGAAGCAUUUGGCGUUGAGGUUGAUGCAACCAAUGCGUUGUACGUCUUGUGUACGGCUCCAUUCCGUAAUAACUCGGAGAACUUGGCGGCUGCAAGGCGAGAGCGCGCCAGUACCAGCACACCCGACGUCUCCUUAUCCAGUCGAUGCACCAAUCUCAACUGCUGCUCUUCCUCCUGCUCAAUAUUGUGGUCAUUUCUCAAGGAUUCUGCGAUCCCCGGCAAGUAGCGGGCCAAUGAAUCAUUUAACCCCGAGCCGUCCUGCACCGCCAGUCCGUGUGGCUUGUUGAGCACCACAAAUUGCGCGUCCUGAUGUGCAAUACAUCGCUUCAGUUGCUGUAGCCUCUUGUCCUGUGCCGUAGUUAGGUUCUGCCCUUGUAUUGUCAUGCCUUGUUCUACUUGCUGCGCUAUUAGCGGCUGCAGCUUGGAGCGGAAGAGAUGCGCAUCGAUGGCCACCACGGAGCCCUGCAGCAGCAGCGAAUUGGCUCGGGCUGCCUGCAAACUCGACGUCGUAGCGGACUGUAGCCGGAU
Molecule: messenger RNA, 2364 nt
Organism: Phytophthora nicotianae INRA-310
Lineage: Eukaryota; Oomycota; Peronosporomycetes; Peronosporales; Peronosporaceae
Exons: 1
Coding region: 154-1464 (436 amino acids)
Source: RefSeq, a predicted model, not a curated record